This is a messenger RNA of Danaus plexippus (monarch butterfly), 578 nucleotides long. RefSeq names its product dynein light chain Tctex-type 5-like. Gene Ontology annotation, molecular function: dynein intermediate chain binding. Lineage: Eukaryota; Metazoa; Arthropoda; Insecta; Lepidoptera; Nymphalidae. Gene Ontology annotation, cellular component: cytoplasmic dynein complex; cytoplasm. The transcript has 3 exons. The record is from RefSeq and is a predicted model, not a curated record. Bases 120 to 563 code for a protein of 147 amino acids. Gene Ontology annotation, biological process: microtubule-based movement.
UAAACCAGAUAAGAUUGUUGACAUUGGAAAACUCGGAGGCUUCCUUGGAUUGUUUAAUUAAAAUAAUAAUUUUACUAAGGCAAUAUUCUAUUAUUUAUAUCAUUAAAAAAUAAGUUAUUAUGUCUAGAGAAUAUCGAAGAUCAUCAUCAUUACGAAUGAGUGGUAUUAUUUUAGGUCGACAAGCAAGUGCAAAACAAAAACUGGUGCGAAUAUAUCAACCGACUUAUCAACUAAAUCCAAGAAAGAGAUUUAAUUCAGAAAACGUCGAAAAAAUACUGCGACGCAUCGUUAACUCGGAAUUGGAAGAGGUUGAAUAUAGUGAAAAAAUUAUACCAGACUUGUGUAUCACUUUGGCUGACAACAUUAAAGCAGCGAUUAAAGAAGAUAAUUAUGACAGAUACAGAAUCAUAGUGGCGGUGUCAAUAGGCCAGCGUCGUCAGCAGAGUGUGAACGUGUUUCAUUCGUUCCUUUGGGACCACGAGCGUGACGCCUUCGCCGCUCACAACUUUGAAAAUUGUCACAUAUUCGCCAAUGUCGUUGUCUAUGGUGUUUAUUUUGAUUAAAGUUUAAAUUAUGAA